Messenger RNA from Lasiosphaeria miniovina, 3239 nucleotides. RefSeq names its product SIT4 phosphatase-associated protein-domain-containing protein. The record is from RefSeq and is a predicted model, not a curated record. NCBI's taxonomy places the organism in Eukaryota, Fungi, Ascomycota, Sordariomycetes, Sordariales, Lasiosphaeriaceae. Gene Ontology annotation, molecular function: protein phosphatase binding; protein phosphatase regulator activity. Gene Ontology annotation, cellular component: nucleus; cytosol. Bases 225 to 3239 code for a protein of 1004 amino acids. The transcript has 4 exons.
UGCUUGGCCCCGAAACUUAGACAUCAUCGGAGCCGGAACGCGCCACCUUUAGCUUUUGGGGCGUCUCGCAACAGACUCUACCCCUUUCUCUCUCGCCGUUCUACCACGACGCCGCCGUAUGCGCCCGCUCCGGAAUCCCUGGUACCGUCCAAAACGCGACAUCUUUGUCUGGUGUCAGUGCCCUACCACUGGCGCCGUAACAUAAGGGAAGCGAGUUGCCCACCAUGUUUUGGCGGUUUGGCGGUUACGCCAACGUCUCCACCAUCGAUAACAUUCUUGAAAAGGAAAACUUUACACUCGAGGACCUUCUCGACGAGUCCGACCUCAUCCAGGAGCUGAAAUCCCACAAUUCAAAGCUGGUCGAAUACCUCCGAGACCAGAAAGUGCUCGAGAAACUUCUCGAGUAUGUCGUAGUGCCUAGGCUCGAGCCUGUCGCGGUCCCCGAUACCAACGACGAUGACGACGAGGGGAAAGGCAAGGGCUUGUCGCUCCCCUUUUCCAGGCCGCGCGCGACAUCCCGGGCGGCCGAUAACGGCAAUGAAGAGGAGGGCGAGAAGAAGCGCAACAAAUAUGCCUUCAUCGCAGCCGAGAUCUUAUCGUCGGACAACUGGUCUAUUUACGAGGCUCUUAUGGAGAGCAGGUCGCUGUUGCGCGACUUUUGGCGAUUCCUGAAGCGUCCGGUUCCCCUCGACCCUCUCCAAGCGAGCUAUUUCACAAAAGUCAACGAGUCCCUGUUCGACAAGAAGACGGAGGACAUGCUAGAGCUGCUCAAGUCGCUAGACAGUGCUGUUCCUGACAUGCUCAAGCAUGUUGAUUGCCCGAUGGUGAUGGACCUGCUGCUCAGAAUCAUAAGCCUAGAACGGGCAGAGAGCGGGCAGGGAAUUGUUGAGUGGCUGUAUACGCAAGAUGUUAUGCCGACUCUACUCUCCUUCCUCGGGCCAGAGCACAGCUGGGCGACUCAGACCUCGGCGGGCGACUUUAUGAAGGCGAUUAUCACCGUCUCGGCCAACGCGUCGCAAAACGAACAAACUUGCAUCGGCCCUAACGAGCUCACGCGUCAGCUGGUGUCCAAGCCAUGCGUUGAACAACUCAUUAAAUACAUGCUCGGCGGCGGAAAUGCAUUGACCUGUGGUGUUGGCAUUAUAAUAGAAGUUAUCCGAAAGAACAACUCCGACUACGACCCAGAUGGCGUCGAAUCCGGAUCUACACCAUCGAGCCGCGAUCCCAUUUACCUCGGAACUCUUCUCCGCCUCUUUGCCCAACAUGUCCCCGACUUUAUGAACCUCGUCACGACUGCCCCGGCCCAGAAGGAGCGCCAUGUUUCCACCUUUGGCGCCAGAAUCGAGCCAUUGGGUUUCGAUCGCUUCAAGACAUGCGAGCUCAUGGCGGAACUGUUGCAUUGCAGCAAUAUGGGACUGCUCAAUGAAGUGGGCUCGGAGGAGUUUAUUGCCGCACGCGAUGCGCAGCGUCGUCGCCUACGUGACGAGGGCCAGCUACUGUCGCUGCGUGGAGAGGACGCUCCUUCGACCGAGGAUCUCGCCAUGCGCAUGUCACAUUCGUCUCCCACAGAUGAAGGCCGCAGGCUCGAAGUCACUAAUAGUUCCGCCGACGACGAUGGCUUUGAGGAGGUGACGCACGGCGCCGACGAGGACAGCUCGCACGGUGUCGAGGAGCUCCCAGAGGUCCCGACACAGGGCCCGAUAUCAACGUUUUUGGAUAAGGACGAAGACGAUUUUGUCGAUGAGCCCUUGAGCUCACCGAGGCUACAUGUCCGCGAGAUCGAUGAACAGAGCGAGGAAAUUAGCCAAGAAUUCGAGGAGCCGGAUUUGGUAGUCCCGCCUCUUUCCCCAGUCAAGAAGCAGGCUACACUGAGCACGGAAGAGCCUGCCUCACCGAAGGCCAAUUUUCUCGCUCUCUCCGACGAAAAGAAGCCCCAAUCGUCGUCUGGGGAGGCUCAACAACUGGCAGAUGUUGACAUGUCUGGCGACGCAAACGCAGAGCCGGAAAAUGCGGCCAAAGCCGAUAAACCGGCAACUUCGAAGGAGAUGUCGCCACACCCAGAAGAUACCCCCGCACCGCUCUUCUCAACCCACAAUGCCCCGGUAGUCCCAAACCCGCCGACUGCUCUUGACAUCAGCCAGACAGAGGCUAGGGAGGCCUCUAUUAUUGUCGGCCACAUGAGCGAACCUACCACGCCUAUUGAUGACAGCCCCAUCAGCCCGAAACCCGUUGUGGGUGACUACCUGAAGAUGCAGUUCGUCGAGCACCGGGUAGUUCCCUCAAUUCUGGGCUUCUUUUUCUCCUACCCCUGGAACAACUUCCUCCAUAAUGUCGUAUACGACAUUGUGCAGCAGGUUUUCAAUGGUCCCAUGGACCGUGGAUACAACCCUACGCUUGCUAUUAGCCUCUUCGAAGCCGCCGAUAUCACCAACCAGAUCAUCAGUGGACAGCUGGCAAGCGAGAAGUCGCAAGUUGAAAAUAAGACUCGCAUGGGCUACAUGGGCCACCUGACUCUGAUCGCUGAAGAGGUGGUCAAGUUCACAGAGCGGCACCCCCCUGAGCUUUUGAGCGAGACUGUUUUGGAGAAGGUUAUGGCGCAGGACUGGAUCAACUAUGUUGAAGGUGCCCUGGCCGAAACGCGGGAGCGUGAUAAUGCCAUUCUCGGCGGAGUACGGCCUGAGGUUGCUAUGAGCAAUCGUUUGGGUGCAUCUUCCCUGGCAGGUUCUGGGCUCUCCGGCCUAGGAUCUAUCGGUCUUGGAGUUGGCGCUGGCUCCAAUGCUCUCGCCGAGGCGGGGCUGAAUGGGGGCCAAGAUACGGCCGAAAACUCCGGCAACGGCGGGCUCGGACCUUUCGCCAUCAGCGCCGGGACUCUUAUGAGCGGCUUCGGUAGCUCCAGUGAUGAAGACGAAGACGAGGAGCAAGAGAGCGAAGAGGAUGUCAAUAACGAGGUUGGUUUCUUUCCAUAUAUUUUCCCCCAUGGACAGUUUCAUAGUCAUGCCCCAAGUCCAAGCGGGCAAUCAUGGUCGGCCUCAGGAAGCUCUCUCGUCAAUGAAGAGGCUCCGGAGGUGAAUUGUGUGGAAGAUGUCGGCAGCGACGAGGAUGGCAUGGCUCUUGACAUGCCCCUUUCCGAACCGGAAGCCCAGAGGCCAGUAGCCUUUACUGAGGACGACUCUUCCGACCUUAACGAGGAUAUAAUCAUGGUCGAUGACCCAGAAUACGACCGCUUCUUUGACGACUGA